Apus apus (common swift) is the source of this 1286-nucleotide messenger RNA. RefSeq names its product solute carrier family 31 member 2 (gene SLC31A2). The transcript is spliced from 4 exons. The record is from RefSeq and is a predicted model, not a curated record. Gene Ontology annotation, cellular component: membrane. The coding region runs from base 128 to 538 and encodes 136 amino acids. NCBI's taxonomy places the organism in Eukaryota, Metazoa, Chordata, Aves, Apodiformes, Apodidae. Gene Ontology annotation, biological process: copper ion transmembrane transport. Gene Ontology annotation, molecular function: copper ion transmembrane transporter activity.
CCAGGACGAGCCCCGCACCAGGACGAGCCCCGCACCGGACCGAGCCCCGCACCGGACCGAGCCCCGCACCAGGACGAGCCCCGCACCGGACCGAGCCCCGCACCGGACCGACCCCCGCACCGCCGCCAUGCAGAUGUCCUUCUACUUCUCGGACACAGCUGUGCUGCUCUUUGACUUCUGGAGUGUCCAGACCCCCACAGGGAUGGCCCUCUCGGUGCUGGUGAUCCUGCUCCUGGCCGUGCUUUACGAGGCCGUGAAGCUGGGGAAGGCGCUGCUGCUGCGGCGGGCGCUGCUGGCCCUGCCCCGCAGCCUCAGCCGGGAGGGGCUGACGGAGCCCGAGGAGUUGGACACCGGCCCCGGGCAGGGCAGGUGGUUUUGCUACCACGUGGGGCAGACCCUGUUCCAUGUAGUGCAGGUGGUGCUGGGCUACAUGGUGAUGCUGGCUGUCAUGUCCUACAACGCCUGGAUCUUCCUGGGGGCCAUCGUGGGCUCCACCCUGGGCUAUUUCGUGGUGUACCCCCUGCUGGGCCGGGGCUAGGCACACCCCCUCCCACCCCCCAGGGUGUGCUCCACACCUCCUGCUACUUUGCCUGGAACAGCUGCUGUCACUUCUGCUGGGUCUGUCCUUGUCCCCGUGCUGUGCAGGAUGCAGCACCCCAGGGACCUGCUGCAGGGACUCUCCGUGCUGGCCUGACCCAGGGGAGGGGACCCCCAUGGCCAGCAUGCUGCUGCUGUCCUCAGCUGGUGGCUGUCCCCCAGUUCUCAGGGAGUUUUUUGGCCAGGUGAUGAUGGCCAGGGGGGUGCUGGGCAUUUCCUUCAAUCCCCACCAACCAGUUUUUAGAGGGGUUCAUCCUGGCUGAAUGAUCCAGUGACCUGCUGGGGAAGGGGGACAGGCUGGGGACAGGCAGCCCUGCCCUGCACCAAGCCCCACUUCACACAGUGCCUUCUGGGGAUAAUGGGGGUCCUGCUGCCCACCCCCCCAAGGCCCCCCUUGUCCUCCCAGUGCUUCAGGGAUGGGGUCAGAGCAGCCCCCCGAGCUGUCGGUGUGGCUGUGCCGAGGGGAAGCUGCUGCUGUGGGUGCCUCUUGCUGCUUCCUUGGGACACCCCUUUUAAUAAAACCAUCUCAGUCAUUGGCUUGUGUUCCUGCUGGGGGGGGGACACGACUUAAGAUGUGACACCCCCAUGUCACACCCCCAGCCCUACCCCACCAGCACAGCCCCAGGGGCAGUUGUUCAGGAAUACAAGGACAGUCUCCUCUGGCUUUUAAAUAAAGCUUUUCCAUUUUA